Molecule: messenger RNA, 11835 nt
Organism: Ornithodoros turicata
Lineage: Eukaryota; Metazoa; Arthropoda; Arachnida; Ixodida; Argasidae
Exons: 24
Coding region: 467-7456 (2329 amino acids)
Source: RefSeq, a predicted model, not a curated record
CGCCAGUAGCAACUGGGGUCGCUGGAAUUUCAUAAUGGCUGUAUGCACACCGCGGCCAAUGGCCAGCAAAUAAUGUUAUUGUUUGUAUGUGAUCACAGCCUGCAGUUUCUUUGUUGAGGUGUAACGAUUGUGCCAAUCACGGGUCGUGACGAUGACCGGUGUCGCGUCAACUGUGGAUAGCGUGCUGUGAUAUCACCUGUGUUGUGUGUUGUGCACUUGCCAACGCGACCAAUAUGUGAUGUUUUGCGAUGAAGUUGGAUACCGACAAAGUUUGCCCGCUAUGUUGUACGUUCGUGAAUGUGUCAGUUAACAGCUGGAUAACCUCAUCUCAUCGAGUAUUCAUGUUCCUAAACAACUCCUGAGCCGUACAAGCAAAAUAAUCAAUCGGAUCUCAACCUUGAAGAUAAAGGAGCCUUGGCCUAUUGGCAAACGAAUCUAGGGCAGCGACUCUCUUCAGUAAAAGUGCAUGCAGUUCGUGGCGAAAGGACGGAACCAUGAGCAUAGUCUAGAUAUGGAAUUGCGCAAGAGUUUACGAAGAAAGGGGGCCGCCAAUAUAAGGUCCCCUGCAGUUCGAAGGAACAGUUCGGCAGAAGUGAUCAUGAAAGGUUGGCUAUACAAGCUGGAAGGCUCUACCAUCAAGCAAUGGAAGAAGAGAUGGUUUAUCCUGUCUGAGUAUUGCCUCUUCUACUACAAAGGACCAGAUGAGGAAAAAUGUCUAGGUUCCAUCCUACUGCCAAGCUACAAAAUCCGGCCUUGCACUGGAGAAGACAAAGUUUCACACAAACAUGCAUUUGUGGCCGAACACCAGAACACGAAGAGCUACUACUUUGCUGCCGAGAAUAGUACCAGUAUGUGCCAAUGGAUGAACGCAAUGUGCCUUGCUUCUCUCAUGCAGCGAGAACCACAACAAGGUGUGGAGCAGUGCCCUCAACCGCAGCAUGAAAAUUUCCCGCCGAGCUACGAAGGCAUUCAUCCUUUCCGUCCUCAUCCAGCUCAGUAUCACCACCAUCAUCCUCCACAGCCCCAUCCCAGCGCUCAUUAUCAACCGAACGAACCACCCUACGACGCCAACGAUUACAAUGCUGCUGAGAAUGACUUCCUGCUCAGUGGGGAACAGUAUCCCUGUUCGUACACUCAGAGUCCCAUCUACGACAGCCGACCGAACAAAGGACCCGUCUACGCCAACGCGCCACCGAAGCCUCGCCGGCACGGAACAGCGUCGCCUACAAGCGACCCAUACGGUUUCGAACCCCCCAUGGGAGCAGAAGCCAGGAUACCACACAGUCCAGCCCACCCGUACGGCGCGUCGGAUUUGCCAGUGGGUGCCGCCGACCCGAGAUGUCACUACGGCGAUCCGCUUGGAAAAGGACCUUUGUUUCGACCACGCUCUGCAGACUUCUUGGAGAGGAGCGACAAUGGCAGGGAGUCUCGCAUGCGCCGAGUGUCGCAGGGCAAGCCGAGACCAAAGUCAAGCAUGGCUCACUAUGACUGGCAGGGCGAAGAUGAAGAUGAUGAAGACGUGUGGGCUGGAUACGUCGAAGGUCGAGAAGAAGGGCAGCGACGUGCGAGCAGUGACUCGCGACCGACACCUGCCGAUGGCGGAGGACGGGUGGCCGGCGCGAGGACUGCGCUAGCACAGUCGUCGCUUGGUUCUUCUCUUGGGAGUGUGCAAUCCAAGAAGACUCCUCAUAAAGAAGAGUCAAUGAAGCGCCUGCUUGAAUGGAAACAACGCAUGCUACAAUCUCCACUGCGAAAGAAGCACCAGGGUCAGGGUGCCAUACCUCCAGACAUGUACAGCAGCAUGGCAAAAAGACCAGUCUCCUCGCUUGGCCUUGGCUCCAGCCAUCCCCCUGAGCGACCCCCACUGCCAAGGGAAUACCAGAUGAAGCUCCUGAAGGAUGCAGAGACACAAGAAAGCCGCGUGGCCGUGCUGCAGCAGCAAAAUUUGAACACCCCACUACCAGAUAGGCAGGACCUGAGAGCUCCACCCGGGCCGGAUUUAAUACAACACGCAAAAAUAUCUCCCACCAAGCCCUCCGCAACUGAGUCGCCAGACUACGUCAACCUUCGCAACCUCCACUAUCCCCCAUCAAACAGCAGGAGGGGGCACGACUUUCAAGAAACUGUGUUCGCAAACCACACACCCAGCUUCCAACAACCUGAUCGACCGUACUGCAUCAGCCCUCAUCAGCCUCCAGCAUCCACGGUACAGUACGUUCCAAGGAACAGCCGCCAAUACGAAGACCAUGCCACAGACAACAGCGCCCAGAGGGCUACAUACCAGAACGUGAUGAGGCCAAGGUCUGCUCCGUAUUACAAGGAUUCUGACGGAUUCCCCGACGUUCCGCCCAUUCAGUCUUCCACUCCAACAGAAGCAGCCCAAGCGCGGACACGUUGUUUCAGUCCCGGAGUAGAAGGCAAUAGUGAAAGGUGGCAGCAAAAGGCUGAUCCUGUCUACGCGAGUCAAAGACAGGCGGGGACACAGUGUUACCCCGGUCCAGUUCCUCUAGUUAAUAAAGGAAAGCCAAAACAAACCGAGUCAAAGUCGCAGUACAGUCGUUACAUGCAAGAGGCAGACAUGGCUUACAGCACAAAGGCGCCUACUGGCGACGCAGCAGGUCAGCAAGGUUUGUCGAGAGACAACUUGCAUGCUCAACGUGUGAAAGUAACUAGGCAGUCCUUAAGUAGAACAGAAAGUGAUAGGUCGUGUUCGGAUUCAAAGCCGACUUAUUUGGCAGACGAGGGCACUAGUCCAGUCAUUAAUUCACCAUCGCUACGUAAAGAUGUAGAUUCGCCAAGCGAGACGAGCUCCGACGUGUUUGCCAUACAGAAGGAAGACUACUACAGGGCAUCCCAGUUAUUCUACUCGAAGCAGCCAUUGUCAAAAGGCUUGCUCGCAACGGUAUCGGAUACGAGUGCAGAAAGUUAUCAAGUGGAAACUUUCGAUAGCCGCUACAGGAGAAACUGCAACACCCCCAAGAGUCCAGAAUGGGAAUUGGACAAGGAUAUUGGACUUCCAGUGCCCGACAAUUUAGACUUGUCUUUCCAGUCAACGAGCAACAAUUCUGUUUUUGAAGCUCCGUGCGAAACCCCGGGGGACCAGAGCCCAGAGUUCUUUCAAGGCACCUUACGGCCGAGUAGAACCUACGUGAGAGAUCGGCAGAGCUCUAAAGAAGACACAUUAAACGGCGGAGCUUCGAACGGCACUAGGGUGAACGUGGCGACGUCUAAACAGAAACCGCUUACGGAAGUUUGCUUCGAAGAGAUGCGCUCCACGAUACAAAAGAAAAAAGAAGCCCCUCCUCCCAACAUAGUUCAGGAUAGAAUAAAAUGCUUCGAACCUAAGGAAGGCUCGAACGUGGCUGAGAGUCCAAAAGAAGCCGUGGAAGGAAAGAAAUGUCCAGGAGACUCCGACAAUCCAACGCCGGAACCGGAGGAGAGUGAAGAUUCGGACUCCAGUUGCGACGUAGCCACAUUAAAAUCUAUGCACGAGAGCCAGUCGCACAGCACUUCUGUCCUGUCGGACUUGCGCAAGACGGCAGACACAAAGAAAGAUGACGUCUCGCAUAUCCCAUCCCUGGACGUCGUGCCGACUGCCCCCAAAGUACCCACGGGUACCUCGAGCAACGCACUUCAUGUACCCAAGAGCUCGGAAGCGCACUACGUCCCUAUGGGAGGAUGGUUGGCUAAAGAUGCAGACUACGUAACCAUGAGCAUCGAUUCGAGCGCAGACUCUAAGGCCAGCGAGCCAGUGUACAAUGAACCAAUGGUACCCGUUCCUAGCUUUGUGCAUGACGCGUUCAGUAAGUUGAGUUCUGCCACAAGACAGAAAUCAAAGGACAUCUCAGGAAGCAGCAGUGAUUGUUCAACCGAGAACAUCUAUGAGCGGGUGCGGCAGGGCUCAUUGGCAGAGACUUCUCCCAAGACGGCACUGGCACUGUCGGCAGACAGAGAAAGCUCAGCAAAGGUUGAAGAGGUCCCCGUUUACGAAGAGCCAUAUGCGCUGGUCAAUGCAUCCGCUGGUAAUGGAGUCCUAGGAAAUGCUGAUGCGCGAUUUGGAAUCUUUGGAACAGAAAAUCACACCACGAAGCUACCAACAAAGAAACCUUUUCCUGACCUUCUCCACCACGAGGAAGUAAAGGACUCUGGCGCGUCCGAUGCGGAUGAUGAAGCGAGUCGUGCCGAUUUUGAUACUGCACCAUCUUCACUGCCAAGUUAUCAAAAAGAAGUGCUCAGCGAACACCUGCUCAGCAGUGGCGAGGCACUGUCUCAGCCCUUGGGUCUCAUAUCGCAACAGUCAUACUCUCCAGUGUAUGCUACACAGACAACAAAGUACACUCUACAUCGAGAACGGCUUCAGAAGCAGGAGACAGUCCUGGGGAUGACGGGCGGGAAAGAAGUUAAUACGGUUCCGAGCCGGCUCACAGACGGCGCUGUGCCGACACAGUCGAGUGUGUCUCCCGCUAAAGCUUCCAAGAUGGGCGUAAACCUUCACAGCAAGAAGCCAGAGAUGCCGACGAGCAUUGGACUGCUGAGAACCAUGGAGUGCGACACUAGUUCCAGUGACCCGGGUUCAUUGCUUUGUGGGCCAAAAGGAGCCAGCAAAGUUCCAGAGGGAUCAGCACGACCACGAGGAACACCCGAAACUCUUUCGCAAGUGUCGUCACCACUGCUCUCAACCGCACCUGACGUGCUGCCCUCCGAAGUUAGAACUGUCGUAUCUGAAUGUAACAGUAAAAAGUCGCCCAAUUGUGCCCCAUAUUAUUACUCGGAUAUCUUUGGAGAAAAGCUGGGACAAGGCGCAAACGUAAGGCAACCCGGCCAACACAUGCGCAUCACACCAAACAUGCUGAAUAACAUCCGGGAGAUGAGGAUGAACUCGCCAACUCCAAGAGGUGAUGUCGGUCGUCGAGUAAACGACAUCUCAAUCUCGGCACCGAAUGGACUCAACACGAGUCACAUCAGAACGCGCUCAGAGCCAGAACCCAUGACAGCCGAGUUUGAGAACACCAUCCGCGGCUUGCUCAAUCCUUCGGAUACCCGAAAAUUUUCAGAUGCGGAGAAGAACAAGUACAUCGCAGGUCACACACUGGAGAAGACAUCGCAUAUGGCACAUUCUGUGCUGUCUGGUAUGCGCAAGCAGCGUUGCGACGAUAGGAAACUUGAUGACACGAGUCAGCCAAGCAACAUGCUGCCGAGGCGACUCUCCAGGUCUUUGGAAGACGUCAUCGAUGUGCAGGGGAGCACGCCACGAAGCAAGACACCUCUCGUCGGAGCUUCAGAUGCCUACGAUGAGCCCUAUUACGAGAACGUCGGGUUUGCAUCUGCGAGUAAGCCGCAAGCUCCAAGGUGUUCUGCUGGGCCACAAGCAUCGGCGGCAAAGCACAGUGUGUACGACGGGGAAGACCUCUGCGGAGAAAUUGCUGUUGGCAGCAUAGUGAAGAAUCUUUUCGGGAACAGCGUAGAUUUUUUAGGGGUACCUCCGACCAGUUCUUCGGUGACAAACCUUUACGGAGGGCUCGGUCAUCUCCAACAGAGAAGUGACGUGACAGCCAUCAGUUCAGGUUUGGCAGCGGUUGAUCUUGGUCAGAGUGAUCGGGAUGCUAAUGCAGGCCUACAUGCCACUUCAGGCAUACAGAAAGCGCUGAACAGCUUCACAAAGGAACAAGACCAUGGCAUACACAAUUACAGCAAUGAUAGUCUUCAUUCUUACAGCUCAGAGUGCCAGUUAGAUGCUCACAAUGUGUUUGAGACGGAGAUGUCUUCCUCUUCCCCAAGCACGGGACUUAGUCACAGUUUUUCGGCAGGCGAUUUACUUGGCAAAAGUCACGAAGAGCUCGUUUUGCUCCUGAUUCAACUCCGGAGGAAUCACAACAACCUAACUACCGCAAAAGUUCGUUGCGAAAUGGAGCUUCGAACACUCAAAGAGAACAUUGUGCAUAGCGACUCGAAACACAGCGCAACUGACGUUCAGAGACUCGUCAGCGUUCAGCGGAAGCUGAACGAGCUGAACAAGAACCUCCAGCUCACUCAACCGCUUAUAAACUUGGUCGAGAACAUGGUGAAGCUCGGAAGCCUCUACAACAUUGCCAGCUCUGCCAAUCUCGCUGAAGUCCAGGACAGUGGAUAUGCCAACAAUGGUGGUAACAGCAUUGGUAGAGAGACUGCUGAGAUACAACGGGCAACCAUUGAGAAAGAAAUUGAAACCAUCAGGAACAUGCUGGCCGGGGGCAUUACUCCUGGUGGGCCAUCAAAGGAGGAUCUUGAAGUGGAACUGCGAAGGCUACAGACCCUCGUGGAUGAACUGCUGCACAGAAAGCGGGGGCUCAACUUCCCGCCCAUUGCAGACGACACUGGGAAGCCCUCCAAGCCCACGCAGGUCAACCUUUCCUCUACAGCCGCGUCAGGUCGGAAGAAGCACGAGAGGACGUACUACGAAACUGAUCUCGAUUCUGGCAUUACAAAUGAUGUUGCCACAGAUGUGCUGACCUGUCAUGCAGCAGAAGCAUCAUACGUAAUGGAUGCUGCUUCCAUCAUUGCCUCACCCGAACCAGUGUGUGCAGCAGAAGAGCUCUUAUACCUGACUCAAGACAUCAACGAAGCCGAUGACCGAACAAAAAAAUUUUACGGAAUCCUUCCACGUGACAGAGCCCAAGAGAUCAAAACAGUUCGCAUAGUGAAGAGAGAGUCUGAAAGACGACAGAGAGGGAGGGAUCAUAGGCGCAAGGGACCUUUUGAAGAAGGACUGGUGCAUGGAAGACAGGAGGCCUUGUUCUACCAGGACCAGGCUGAACAAGAUCCAUCAUCUGACGACAGCACCAAGCAGGAAGCCGUGUUCAAGGAUAAGCAGGCUGUGACGGAGAGCCACAAGAAGAGCGAACAGAGCGUGACACCAUCAUCUUCAGCGGAUAGCCUGUCUAGCGGAGGAAGGUCACCUCGACGGAACAGGCGAAACAAGCGUAGGCACUACACCAUUUCAGGAAGUCUCCAGUUCCUGGACCAGCACUCCCCACCAAAACUGCCGGCAAGUUUGAGAUCAAGGGAUGACAUGGACAUGGAGAGAUGUCUACGCACCGUCAACACCCCCGAUAUUGUUCGCUCAACAAUCAAGAAGUCUGAUGUAUAUGAUGAACAGACCAUAGACAGACAGAUUGGACUGCCACAGAAGAUACUCAUUCCUGAACGUUACAUUGAAGUGGAGUCAGAAAACAUAACUGCUGUCGAACGGCUAAGGAGAAGCCUCAAGGCUGCCAACAUUAGGAAAAUGCUUACCGAAUCUGUUGCGUACCAAGAUAUUGGAGCUCGAGAUUCGGUCGAGGGAGUCCGCUCAAAGGUCGGGGAAGAAAAGCGUAGACGGGCGCACCUACUUGCUCUGAAUCACAGUAUUGCCAAGGAAGUCAUGGAAAGAAGCAAAAUGGUUGCAGCACACAUCACCCCCGUGGAGAAUGCACAAUGACAGCGGCUGCAUGUGAUGCACGAAGUGGCUGAACCGUUGAAGACACUUCCGCAUUACUUGAAUUUACUUUGUUUCACAUACCUGUGCAUGUUGGACUUGUCUCAGUUUCCGUCGUUUAUGUGUGUCAGCACGAAAUUUGUCAUCACAUGUCUUGUACUGGCCUUUACAUCAAAGCCUCGACCAUUUUGUAUGAACACGGCAUCUCCCGACCCGAUUGUCCCAUAAUAUCCAAGUUAAAUGCACUCAGGUUGACAGAAAAGCUGCUUAUUUUGAUGGCGUUUUUGCUCAAGCCCUAAAAUAUGUGUAUUUUUACUGAGCAGAGUUUAAUGGUCUUAAGAUUUUAAGCCUCAGAGGUGCUGUCGAUAGCUCAGGUUUGUUACGUGCAGCUUAAAGUAUUAUACUCCAUAGUACUAAGUUUAUGCAUGAGCCAGUUUUUGUGUGUUUUGUCAAGUGCAUGCCUACAGACUUCGAGUUAUUGUUCACAAAUGCUUAACUGUACCGCUACCCAUUUUUAGAGCUCGGUACAUACAGCGGAGACUGAAGCAUACGUGCCUACAUAUAUCGUAAUAAAUAUCUCCAAUAGACACAACCAGCACACAGCAACAGUAAAAACGACGCUGAACCUAGGGACCAACAUGGAUCAUUAUCAUUUGAAAAUGUAUUACAUAAGGUUACAGUUUAUCUGUACCUGUCAUCCCACAUGCCUAUAUCAUCCUGUACGCACCUCAUAGUUUCUUUCAAAACAGGGCAGCUCCACAUUUUUCUUUUGUGUACUUUUUCUUUUGUGCUUGGAAGUCUGUGCAUGUUAAAAAUGUGUUCUUGUGUGGCAGCAAUCUUGAGAGAGAGAAGGUAUUUUUGAGGGAUAGUUCUAUUAUGUGUUAUACCUGUAUGUGAUGCGAGGAAGCACAUCACAGCCGUCACAAGGCAGUCUAUAUUUUUUAGAGCGCUGCCAUAGCUCCCACCAUUUACAGUGUUGCCAUGUUUUUUACACACAUUUUUGUGUUUUUUAUUAUGUGUCCAGACUUUAUCAGGACAUGUGGUCAACUCAUGGUGCUUUUUGUACAAUAUUUUUUUAUGCUUUUCACAGCAUGCAGAGCAUGUUUAACGUACACUACUUACACAAGGUUGGUCUUUUGUACCAUGUAGCUUUUGCAGUGAUAACAUUAACAGUUCUUCAUACUUAUGUUACGUUAUUCAGAGAUGCUGCUCAUCACGUGUUUUUACCUCAACAUAAAUAUUGUGCAUUGUCUAGGGACAGCAUUUUUUUACUCUGUCAGUUAAGGGAGAGUUGAUAGAGCUUGAUUCCUAGCUAUCAAGCACUUCUACAAAACCACACAGGGUCACAAACAGAGCUGUGUAAGUAAGUAAGAAAAUGUAAUUACAUGUUACUCAGUUACUCGUCAAGUGUAACUGAGUUACUCUCGAAUUACUCCACGUUAUGUGCGCAAUAAUGAGCUUAAAUAGCGCACCUAAAAUGUGGUGAUAACUUACUAGGUCGAUAGCAAUGCUUCUGUGAUAUAGAAAAAAAGAAAGGCUCCACAUUGCUGACUUUCAAAAACACAUCACAAGUUAAAUACUGUUUAGGUAUACUAGUAAUUCCAGUAAGUGCAAGGGGUGAUCUUGAAUCUAGUAAAAGAACACUUAUUGAUUUGAAAAUAUGUGAUAUUGCAGACAUAUCUACAACAGGCUUGUUAAAGCCAUUGCACAGUCUGUCCCCAACAGCACAUUUUGUGUCGUGCGUAUACCGUCCCGUUCUCUGCUCGAUGCGAGCGUGUAAAGCAGUGUGUGACAUGCAAUGUUGCAAUGUCUGCUGAUAUGUUAUUAAUGAUAAUGUAAUUAGCAGUCGACCUCUCAGUUCAGAGAGCACUGGAUGAAGUUGUCAAGAGAGACGGAAACACCAAUAUCAGAACUGCGCACACUUAAUGCCAAACCAUUUCUAAGCAUCCCAUUUUUCAACUGAACAUCCAAGAGAUGCAUUGCAGUUCUGCAGUAGAUCUUGCUGUUGUCCUCCUUUCAAGCCAUUCAUAUCUGACAUAACUAAUGCAGCACUCAGUCUACAAAAGAAAGCUUUGUAGUGUGGAAGAAGCAAAUGUGUCAGUUUCUUGUACAAAUUACAAGCUUAGUUACUUGUAAUUACUUGCUUCACAGCUCUGGUCACAAAUGCGACCCCGAGGGAAUGCAAAAUCCUCAAUAAGGGACUCAACUGCCACAAAACAGAUUUGUCAUUUGUGACUUAACACUUGCACCCAUUGAGUAUUUCGUGACAUGUGGUUGUGGGUUGCUGACAUAUUAUAGCAGUAUUCUUGCUACUUCAUUUUACCUUUCAUUGCAUUUUGUUUAUUUUAUUUUUUUGUGACAGUACUAUGUUGAGAACUCGGUGAAUGAAAUAAAGAUCCGUCCAUGUUUCGGUAACAUGAGGUGUGAAUUCUCCACAGUGUUACAUAAAAUGCUUUUGCAUGGAUUUGGGGGGAGAUACCCAUACAGCAGCUCACACAGCUCCCAUUACCACAGUGAUGGCAACGCUAGAACGACUGGACCCGCAAGUUCUCAGUGAAGAAGCUCGACGCAGGGAACUGGAGGAACAGGACUCGAGCCCUGAACAACCACUUCCUCUUUACCAGCAAAGAUACAACUAUCUCACAUAGGUUCCGUUAUCUAUUCAUUCACUCAGGUCACAUGUGCAGCUAGAAAAGGCAGUCUGUAUAGUUGAUUUACUUUUGUUCACUACUAUGCAUGUAAGCAUUACAUAGCCUAACAUGCACUGUAGAGACCACUGUUCUCCUACUCUGCUUGGGUGGCAACCUGUCAAAUUUUUCUUGGAAGAGGUCCUGUGUAACAUUUUGCUGUCCUGUGUCAACACGACAGUCCUGGUUCAUUACAUCAUGCAUAUGCAUUGUAUGGCAUGCCAGUGUAUUGCAAAAUUAUUUUCCUACAUGUUGUUAGUGAUACACUGACCCUUGAACACACAUCAUCAGACUUUGCAGAGAGCCACUUCUAUUGGAGCCACAUUGGCAGCUACUUGCGCAGAUGGCAGUCAUGCUGACCUAGUGCUGCUAGUGCAUAACAAGCCAUCUUGUUUGCUUCCCCCCCCCCUUUAUUCUUGCCGCCUGAUAGGCAGGCUCUCGAGGGGGUAUUGACAAGGCUGGGACACCGGCCCUGACUCGCUGCUUUCACUGCGCCUCUCCUCAGCUGUGAUCUCCCCGACACCUGCUGUUUCACAUUCUCAACUGGCUGAAAACAAACCUACCAUCUUGCCUUGGUUGGUGCAGCCGUUUCAGAGAUCGUGCGACAACCACAGAGUUGUCCACGGGGGACGACGGGACAGUUUCUAAGUGGUACGGGCGAGACACCUCACCUGAGACAGCAUUGCAUCAAGGCUGAAGUGUAGUGAUUAUCAGGUACCUCAUCCCCCGCAGCUAUUGCUUAAAAUAUGCUGAAAGCAGUCUUGCAUGGUUAUUUUACUGGUACAAUGUAUCAUGCAAUAUUUUGGGUACACCGCAUCGUGACAUAGUGCUCUGCAGUAGCCCAGAUUUCACUAUGAUAUGGCUGCAUGGAAUUGUGCAUUGUAGUUGCACCUGUGAUACAGAAUGUCAAAGUGCAAUCAUAUUGUAUUUUGAGAUGCAUAUUGAAAAUCUUCCUUGAUGUUCGGAAGUAGGUCAUGAAGGUGCAGUUCUUUCGAAGACAUACAAGUAGCAUCCACACACACACACACACACACUAGUGUCAUGUAUCUGCGAAGUGUUAACAGAAAAGUAGUUAAUUUAUGGGGCUCUUGUUGGAUAUGUGCCUGUGAAUUGAAUGCAAUGCUCAUCUGCUGCUGAGUGAUGCUGCUGUGAUGGCAUUGUGGUGCUCACUUAUGACGUGAUAUGCAGUUAUUAUUUUCACUUGUUCGUUGAUUACGCUGAUGAUCUUAUGCUACGUACUGCCAAACCAAGAGAGGAACCGCAGAUUACCCUCUGCACACACCAAGUUUUAGAAACAACUUUAGGCCCAAGUGAUUUACUCAGGUUACACAUCAUUAUCAUCUUUCAAUCAGCAUGCAUGUUCGAAAGCAAUGUUCCUCAUACUAGUCCUAGUACAUAUUAGCAUUGUGGUAGGACAUAAAGACACUGACUAAGACACUUUGUGGUCCUACUGGAGAUCUAACAUCCCAUUAUAAAUUGUUCGGUCAUUGUUACUUGACGUUCCACUAUUACACUGCUGCGUGCAGACAAUGAUUGCUAAAGCUGCAUUUCGUUUUGAAAUGACCCAGGAUACUUGGUCAGUUUUAUGAGCAGGUGGAAUGUACGCAUACUUGUUGCGAGUGUGUGGUGUGUCGUACAUACCUGAGGAGCUGUUGAACUUUCAUCCGAAAUAUUAAAAGACAGUUAUGCAACAUC